Messenger RNA from Ogataea angusta, 2094 nucleotides. RefSeq lists its product as uncharacterized. The coding region runs from base 1 to 2094 and encodes 697 amino acids. The transcript has a single exon. Lineage: Eukaryota; Fungi; Ascomycota; Pichiomycetes; Pichiales; Pichiaceae. Gene Ontology annotation, molecular function: chromatin binding. The record is from RefSeq and is a predicted model, not a curated record. Gene Ontology annotation, biological process: mitotic DNA replication checkpoint signaling; DNA repair; DNA damage checkpoint signaling.
AUGGCACCAGACAGAAGACGACGAAAGAAGGUGUAUAGAGACGAUGAUUUGCCUUCAGAGGUAGACGUAGUGACCAUAUCCAGCCGCGAAUCCUCUAUGCUGGCUUCCGAUGGUGAAGAGCGGUUCGUCAAAAAGCCCAGAAAGGCAGACCUAAAUGAUUUAUCAUCAGACAUAAUCUCGCUUGAUUCAGACGACGGGAAUGGUCAAAUCACCGUCAAACGCACAGAGACAGUAAAAAAGAUUCAAAAACCACCAAAGAUAGAAGAAAUAGCCCGUCUUUUUCGCAAACCACAGACAGUCUCGAGGAAUAGCAGUCUAAUUGAUAGUUCUAUCACUUGGGUUGAGAAGUACUGUCCGACUGAAUCUUCGCAAUUAUGUGUUCACGAAAGAAAAAUUGCAGAGCUACGCACCCAGAUUCAGGAUAUGGUUUUUGGCAGGACAAAUCAUCGGCUCUUGGUGCUUUCAGGCCCAAGUGGGUGUGGAAAAAGCGUUUCGGCCAAAAUCCUGUGCGAAGAGGUUAUGACCAGCAGGAACAGACCAAACGGCCAUCUGGGGAUUGAAGGCUACGAUCACGAAAACCGUCUAAAUAAUGUGGUACAGUAUAGAAACUGGAUUACACAGACAUCUAGUGAAACGUCAAGCGUGAAUAGUUUUGGAGAAUUUCUGGAAAGUUGCAAGGUUCUGACAAUUGGUAACCUCAGGUGUCUCGUUGUGGAAGAGUUGCCGAACCUACAUCAUGACGAAACGCUGAAAGCUUUCCGGAAAAGUAUUUUAGAGUGGCUUGAUCUCGAUGCAAAAAUAAGAUUACCCCCCCUGAUACUUUGUAUCACCGAAUAUGAGGUUGACAUUGAGAAUGGAAGAGGUUCCUUCUCGCUUGAGUCGAACUUUAAAACCGAGCUGGUUCUUGGGAGCAAGAUCAUGCGUAGGGAAGGCAAUCAAUGGACGAGGAUCAAAUUCAAUCCUGUGGCUAAACGGUAUCUAAACCGGUGUUUGAAACGCAUAGCCGUCGCUGAAGAUAGUGUAAUAUCUUCCAUCAAGCAAAUUCCCAGACAGCUAGUGGAACAAAAAAUAGAGAAACUGAGUGGCACGGGUGAUCUUCGAAACGCGAUAAUACUAUUUGAGUACUGGUGUAAGUACUGUUCAUCGUUGAACGAUGAAUUUCUUGGUCGCGAAUCCUCCUUGAACGUGUUCCAUUCGAUCGGGAAAAUCAUCUACGGAACGCAGCAUCCACAAGAUGAGUAUGAGACCUACGUCAAACGGGCUCACGAAUAUCGUUUGCUAGAGAGCUCCCCAUCGGAUCUCAAACCACAGACAGAUUAUCUGACUGUGAUAAACGUCGUCACGGAGGUUUUACAAACCUCUUCGAUGUUCCAUUUGAACUUGCUUGAAAACUACCUGUCAAUCGCCUCCCGUCUGACCAAGUCGCUUGCCCGACUCAGUGAUACGCUUUCCAUAUCUGAUAAUUUACAGUGCAAGUCAUACUUCAGUUACUCAUUCGGCGGAAUUUCCCUUAUGAACGAGAUUGCCACAACGAUAGCAUGUCUAGGGACACGAAUGGAAUGCAGGAAUAUAAAGGCGAACUCCAACAAGACUGGUGCUUUUCUCAGCAUGCGGUAUUCCAGGGAUGGCAAAUAUAAGAGGAAAUUGCACCGCAUUCAGCAAGAGACCGCUGACUUCGCUGCCAGGAGAACGGCCAGACUCAUACCACAAGGCAGGUACACAUAUCUUAGUACUUUUGAGCUAGUUUCGUGCGAUGGAUUCUACGAGUGCGCGAUUUUGAACUCGAAAAGACUGCGGAAGAAAAGCGAGCAGUCUGGCAUCCAUUGUGGGGUGAAUGUGAGGAGACUGGGAGGAGACUUCAAAAACUUGAUGAUGGCAGACACAGAAUUCAAAAUCGACGACGACGAAGAGGUUGACAUGCCAGUGGCAUAUGAAACAAAAUCGCAGCUGGAGGAGCUGUAUUUUGGAACCGGCGUUUUUGCUCAAGUCGACGGUUCGGACUCAGAGUUCGACACUGAUCCAAUUGUGAACAGUGACCAGGAAAACAUGUCUGCGGACGAGUUUAGCGACGACUCGCUGGUUUUACAAUUAUAG